CCACUCAUAUGUAUUAUUGUUAUUUCUACCUAAUUAGUAGAUAAUAGUCGGAAGGGCUAUUCCGGCUUCAACUAACUAGCAGGCGAGUCCACUGGGCGCAGCUUGAAAGAACUUUGCUAACAUUUGCCCGAGCAAAGUAUAGCUUCACUGAAUCUACUACGGAAUUGCAAUAGCAACUCGUUCAGAAGAUCCGCCGAGAAAUGCAUGCAAUGGGCUGUGUCUGCGGGCUUAGGUGCACGUCGAACCUACUCCGUCAGCUAUUGUAAGAUAAUUUACAAGAAACUUGUAAAUUAUAUUAUGAAAUAUGUAAUAUAUAAUAUAAUUUACAUAUAAUAAAUAUAAUUUACAUUUUCUUGUAAAUUAUAUUAUGAAAUAUGUAAUAUAUAAUAUAAUUUACAUAUAAUAAAUAUAAUUUACAAGUUUCUUGUAAAUUAUAUUAUUAUAUAACAGUAGAGCGGAUCUAACAUUACAUACUAAAUCUGUAAGCGCAUUUCGGAGGAAGUAGUUAGUGGAUGCUGAGCCUCAAGCGCACGUGGCCAAGAGCCCCGUGAGGCACCGCGCCGUCCCCGACGGACCCUCGCGCCGCCUCCGGGCUGUCGGGGCUCUCGGGGCGCAGUCCUGCGACGACACUCGCUGCGGCCGCACCGACACGCACGCGCGCGCUCCACAUGCCCUCCACAGACGAAGAUACGCCGCGCGGUUUUUCCGGCUGGGUGCGGCGAUGGUGGCGAGCGUUGGUCUCCGAGCUGCUGGCCACGGCGUUCCUCGUGUGGCUCGGCGUCAGCUCCGUGGUGCCGUACAAAGGGAAGGAGGCCGUCGUGCUGUCACAUCCCGCUUUUGCUUUCGGGUUUGUGGUGCUCGGCAAUGCGAUGGCGUUCGGGCCGACGUCGGGUGCGCACAUGAACCCGGCCGUGACGCUGGCUGCCGCGCUGCAGGGCCGCAUGUCCCCGGCGCUGGCCGCCGCCUACACGGUGGCGCAGGUGCUGGGCGCGUGUGCCGGCUUCGGUGCACUGGCCGCCGUGACGCCCGCCAGCGCUCUGGGCACGGACGAGGGCUGCACGCUGCCGGCGAGGGAUGUGUCGGCGCUGGCGGCGGCGGCCGUGGAGGCGGCCCUCACGGCGGUGCUCGCGUUUGCGUGUUGCGGCGUUUGGAAGGCGCACGACGAGAGCGGUCCGGACCCGAUGGUGCCCGUGAAGCUGGGACUCGUGGUGGCCGGGCUGGUUUUCGCCGGGGGACACGCGACGGGAGCUAGCCUGAACCCUGCUCGUAGCUUCGCACCGGCUUUAUAUCACGGAAUUUGGCAAUAUCAUUGGGUGUACUGGGUGGGUCCGCUGGGCGGCGCGGGGCUGGCGGCGGUGCUGCACCGCGCGCUGCUGAGCCCGCGGGCCGCGCCGAGCCGCGCCGCACCGUCCUGCGCUGAAGAAGUGCCGCUCGAAGAUAAGCCAUGACGCACACCAUACUCUGUUCACAGCUCUCUAUACUGUUUGUACAUAAUUAGAACUAUACCUUGACUUAAUAAUGAUUUAAUAAAUACCUAUUAGUAGAUGUA
Messenger RNA from Bombyx mori (domestic silkworm), 1549 nucleotides. Its product is annotated as aquaporin AQPAe.a. Gene Ontology annotation, molecular function: channel activity. Gene Ontology annotation, cellular component: plasma membrane. NCBI's taxonomy places the organism in Eukaryota, Metazoa, Arthropoda, Insecta, Lepidoptera, Bombycidae. The record is from RefSeq and is a predicted model, not a curated record. The transcript is spliced from 4 exons. Gene Ontology annotation, biological process: transmembrane transport. Bases 669 to 1448 code for a protein of 259 amino acids.